Molecule: messenger RNA, 2418 nt
Organism: Phyllostomus discolor (pale spear-nosed bat)
Lineage: Eukaryota; Metazoa; Chordata; Mammalia; Chiroptera; Phyllostomidae
Product: amine oxidase [flavin-containing] B
Exons: 15
Coding region: 133-1698 (521 amino acids)
Molecular function (GO): oxidoreductase activity
Source: RefSeq, a predicted model, not a curated record
CAGCGUCCUGGGCAGCAGGCAAUCUAGAGGUUCAGCAGAGGCAGUAGUGCUUCAGGCUGAGCUGCGGGUGGGAGCUGGGACCAAGAGACCAGAGCAGCUGGCACCCAGGUGGCCUGGAGAGGAGCGAGCAACAUGAGCAGAAAAUGCGACGUGGUCGUGGUGGGGGGCGGCAUCUCAGGUAUGGCAGCAGCCAAAUUUCUGCAUGAUUCUGGCCUGAAUGUUAUUGUUCUGGAAGCUCGGGACCGUGUGGGAGGCAGGACGUACACUAUUAGGAAUGAAAUGGUUAAAUAUGUGGACCUUGGAGGAUCAUAUGUUGGGCCAACCCAGAAUCGUAUUUUAAGAUUAGCCAAAGAGCUAGGAUUGGAGACUUACAAAGUGAACGAAGUAGAGUAUCUGAUCCACCAUGUAAAGGGAAAAUCAUACAAAUUCAGGGGCCCAUUCCCACCUGUGUGGAAUCCAAUUACCUACGUAGAUCAUAACAAUCUUUGGAGGACAAUGGAUAUAAUGGGACAAGAGAUUCCCAGUGAUGCCCCAUGGAAGGCUCCUCUUGCAGAAGAGUGGGAUCACAUGACGAUGAAGGAGCUGCUAGACAAGAUCUGCUGGACUGAAUCUGCAAAGAAGCUUGCUACUCUCUUUGUGAACCUGUGUGUCACUGCAGAGACCCAUGAAAUUUCUGCUCUGUGGUUCCUCUGGUAUGUAAAGCAGUGUGGGGGCACAACCAGGAUCAUCUCAACAACAAAUGGAGGGCAGGAAAGGAAGUUUGUGGGUGGAUCUGGUCAAGUGAGUGAGAGGAUAAUGGACCUUCUUGGGGAUCGAGUGAAGCUGGAGAGGCCUGUGACCCACAUUGACCAGACAGGAGAAAAUGUCCUUGUGGAGACCCUAAAUCAUGAGGUGUAUGAGGCUAAAUACGUGAUUAGUGCUAUUCCUCCUGCUUUGGGCAUGAAGAUUCAUUUCAGUCCCCCUCUGCCAAUGAUGAGAAACCAGCUGAUUACUCGUGUGCCUUUGGGUUCAGUCAUCAAGUGUAUUGUUUAUUAUAAAGAGCCCUUUUGGAGGAAAAAGGAUUACUGUGGAACCAUGAUUAUUGAAGGAGAAGAAGCUCCAGUUGCCUAUACGUUGGAUGAUACCAAACCUGAUGGCAACUAUCCCUCCAUAAUUGGAUUUAUCCUUGCCCACAAAGCCAGAAAACUGGCAUGUCUUAGCAAAGAAGAAAGGUUGAAUAAACUUUGUGAUCUCUAUGCAAAAGUUUUGGGCUCCCAAGAAGCUUUGCAGCCAGUGCACUAUGAAGAGAAGAACUGGUGUGAGGAUCAGUACUCAGGAGGCUGCUACACGACCUACUUCCCCCCAGGGAUCCUGACUCAAUAUGGAAGGGUUCUACGCCAGCCAGUGGGCAGGAUAUAUUUCGCAGGCACAGAGACUGCCACACACUGGAGUGGCUACAUGGAGGGAGCUGUAGAGGCUGGGGAGAGAGCAGCCCGAGAGAUCCUGUAUGCCAUGAGGAAGAUUCCAGAGGAUGAAAUCUGGCAGUCUGAACCAGAGUCUGUGGAUGUUCCUGCACAACCCAUUACCACAACCUUCUUGGAGAGACAUUUGCCCUCCGUGCCAGGCCUGCUGACGCUGAUUGGAUUGACUACCAUCUUUUCAGGAACUGCUCUUGGCUUCCUGGCCCACAAAAAGGGUUUUUUUAUGCGGCACCUAUAACCACCCCUUCUUACUUUACUUGGUGUGUGGGUUUGGGGAAGGGGUUGUGAUAAAGUUCCAUAAAGAUAUACAGACUCUAGCGUGAGAUGGGGAGCAUGAAGAUAAGUCAAAUAACUGACCAUAAGAAACAGUAUCUCUUUCUUCAUUUUGGUCCCUGCUUAUUGCCCCCUACUUGGUUUAGCACUCUGUCUUGCCCACUUCCAAAUUUGUUGCCCCCAGAAUCUUCACAAUAGUUAAGCAGUCUUGUUUAAAGCCCUUACUGUCCUACAACACACCUUGCCCGUGCACAAAAAACAAGACAAAACAAAACAAAACUAGUUUUUUCCCACCUCCAUGACUUUGCACUUCUCCUUUCUUCACUGGGCAACAUCCUCAUUUUUCAAGUUUUUUGCAUUUGUCCUUAGAAUCCUGUAGUUUUAUAGCUAGAAGACCUUAGAGACCAUCUAGUCUUCACCUUAUAUUUUUAGAGUUCACCCAAAUAAAGCUGAGAGAUGUGGUACAUAAUUUCCCAAGGUCCACAUAGACCUCGAUAUUUUGGAGACUAGAACACAGGUCCAUUGCUUUCCCACCUUCUAGAAUGUAUGCCUCAAUAACCCUCCUCUACUUCCUGCCAUGGUUACUUGUGUUUCCCUCUUGUAUGGGUUUACUCUGUACUAAGUUGUUAUGUGCUAUUACUGUACUACUCCUACUAUUGUUACACAAUAAAGUUGAUUCACCAGA